CCAAACACCAAUUUAGCAAACUCGAUUGAAAUCGAGCUCGCUAAGUUGAUAUAAUCGGAGACGAAAUUUGGGUUGUGAUCAAGACCCGUUUUGACGACCGGAGAGUGGAGCUGGAGAAGAUGAGCCGCUGAUUUCGAUCGGUGAAUUAGGGCUUGAAUUUGGCGGGAAACCAUGGGAGGGAGCUUUAAAUGUGUCCAGGGUCCGAUCGAUUCAGUCUAUUUCUGAUUUUUUCUGAAGUAAUGGAGCAAAUAGCAAAACGGCGUCGUAUUAACGAAGGGGAAGAAGAAUUGAACCCUUUAUAUAUAAACUCUCAGUUUCACUGUUCAAAAUUAUCAGAAACAAUGAAAGGUUCGGAGUCUGGGGUUUCAAUGGCGAAAGAGAAGAAGAAGACGAUGAAGCCUCAAUUCGUUCCGGCCAAAGAUGAUAGCAAACCUGUGCUUCAAGACCCAAUUCUGAGGUCGGAUCCAAUUGAGACUGAGGAAGCUGUGCUGAGAUUGCCUCCAUUUUCACUAUUUCCAGAGCAUCAGGAAAAGGCUUGACGCCAAAAUGGGGUGAAAUGCUGUUUACUUUUACUGCGCUCUUGUUUUUACUAGUUGAAUGUUCAGUAGCUUCAAUGAGAUUAGAUGGUCCAAGAGUUGACAUUUCUACUGCAAUGUGAAUUGGAUUUGUGGGUUUCUUUAGAAGGCAUUGAACUAGUAUUUUGUGUGUAACUGGAUGAAAGUUGCAAUGAAGGUCUGAGUUGUGAAACACAUUGUUUUGCUACGAACCAUAUAACUAGUUUUGAAUUGCUCUGUG
Messenger RNA from Fragaria vesca subsp. vesca, 795 nucleotides. RefSeq lists its product as uncharacterized. The record is from RefSeq and is a predicted model, not a curated record. NCBI's taxonomy places the organism in Eukaryota, Viridiplantae, Streptophyta, Magnoliopsida, Rosales, Rosaceae. The transcript is spliced from 2 exons. Bases 189 to 539 code for a protein of 116 amino acids.